Messenger RNA from Chara braunii, 877 nucleotides. NCBI's taxonomy places the organism in Eukaryota, Viridiplantae, Streptophyta, Charophyceae, Charales, Characeae. The record is from the annotation of a GenBank genome assembly.
GGCGACGUGCACACGACUUAUUUUUUGUUUUUUUUUUAAUCCUUGCGCAGAGGCCAUGCCAAUCUUCUCUGUCUCGAUAUCAGAGGAGGAGAAGGAGGAUGAAGAAGACGAAGAGGAAGAAGAGGAGGAGGAGGAGCAGGAUAACGAGGAGGACGAGCAGGAUAAGGAGGAGGACGAGCAGGAAAAGGAAGAGGAGGAGGAGGAGGAGGACGAUGACGAAGACGAAGAGAAAAAGGAGGAGGAGGAGGAGGAGGAGGAGGAGGAGCAGCAGCAGGAUAAGGAGGAGGACGAGCAGGGCAAAGAGGAGGAGGAGGAAAAGGAAGAAGAAGAGGAGGAGGAGGAAGAGGAAGAAGAAAAAGAGGAAGAUGCGGAGAGGUGACGGAAACGAAGAGGAAGAGCAAGAGGAGGAAGAGGAGGAGUAGCAGACCUACGUGAAAGACCGGAGGCGAUGGCUGCUCGGCGACGCGCAGAACCCGUGUCCACGUUCUGUGAGCAUCGACGUUGAAUGCCGACACCGUCGUCGCGCGCGGCGGAGAGACAAAGCCGCGCGAUCUCGAAUUUCAAAAAUGCCCGAUCGGGGCUGUAGAUCUUCAAGAUCUAACGGCCUCACUCGGGCCUUAUUUCACUUUUGGAGGCCCACCUGUCCUCGGAAAAUUCGUCGUGGGGCCCUCGGCGGUAGAGUAGAGGGCGUCCGCCACUGACCGCCAGCGGCCCAAUAUGUGCGAAACCGGGUAAGCGGCAUUUUUUCACAAGCCCCUCUGGCCCCGGGCGAACAAUUGGGGUGGAUGCCUGGGCCGCCCUGGUAGAACAUAGGUGACUAGAUACACUGCUACAGUAGUGGUUUAGAGCUUGAAAUCAAUGAAAUGCCCUUUUUCCU